Messenger RNA from Gigantopelta aegis, 16222 nucleotides. RefSeq names its product dynein heavy chain 3, axonemal-like. Lineage: Eukaryota; Metazoa; Mollusca; Gastropoda; Neomphalida; Peltospiridae. The transcript has 74 exons. Gene Ontology annotation, molecular function: minus-end-directed microtubule motor activity; dynein light intermediate chain binding; dynein intermediate chain binding. The record is from RefSeq and is a predicted model, not a curated record. Gene Ontology annotation, cellular component: dynein complex. Gene Ontology annotation, biological process: microtubule-based movement. The coding region runs from base 125 to 12331 and encodes 4068 amino acids.
UUACAAAAUGGAGGAUGCCUUUCAAGUAAUUUCGUACGAGAUGAAAGAUUUCUAUUAUAACGUAUAGUCUUUCUCGUAACACAAUUAUUGGAGGCUUGAACUGAAAGUGACAUUAAACGUCAAAAUGGCACUUGAAAGAGCCAAGUUUUGUGAGACUCCGAUGUUCAGUUGCAGCAAGACGAGGGGUCUCCCGGGAUUGCCGCCCUUGCCGUCUUCUGUCACAGAAUCUUCAGAUUUGUAUCAGAUUGUUCUGAGAAACAGUGAACAUCCUCCGCUGAUGAAAGGGACGUCAUGGACUUUGGCAUCACCGUUCAAAGAAGAGAAGUACCACCGGACGCCGAGCGAAUCCAUCGCUAAUAACUACACGCCAUCAGCCAGCAGGCUCAAACUCAGAGAGAUGUCAAAACUUUCAAGACCAAAAACAAAAGGGAAGCCACUGCCUCCAAUUCAACAUGCAGAGUCAAGACUAAAGAGUCCUCGAAAAGCCUUUGGUCGAAGUAAAACUGUGUAUCCAAAUCAAACAAAUGGCGACAUAGGUGAUCAGUUUGCUGGACAGUGGAUCCCGGAAGUGGAGGAGCUACCUCCGAGCCGACCUCUGACCCCGACAGAGCAGAUGGACAUCAUGUUGGCUAUAGAGGAAGAAGUGAAGUCUGAGACAGGAGAACCGUCGGAGAAAGACUUGGAGCGGUACUACUACUACAUCAGGAAGGGUAUUGUGCCAAGUAUGCUGGCCCCUCAGCCACAGAUGCAGCUGAAGAACAUACAGAGCCACGUUCCCGACAGUCUGUUAACCAACCCCGAACUGGAGUCCACCACCCAGGAACUGCUCGAGGAAAUCAACUUGGAUUAUGAGUACAGUCUUCGGAAAACUAUAGUUGACUACAUCUUGAAAGAUCCACAAGAGAAAAAUCGCCUUCAUAUUAAAUGGACUCCCAAGCCUUUCCCACAGAGAAUCGUUCGUGCCCCAGUUCCCUGGCACCUAACGUACCAACAGUGCAAGUCUUACAAUGACAUUCAUCUGUUCAUCACAAACAGGAUCAUGCAGGAACUUCAAGACAUUUGGUUUGACGAAUUCUGCCAUCAGCGGUUUGUGAACCUCAAGGAGCUGAUGGUGGCCGAUCUGCCACUGCUACCCACCGAGUUCGAGUCUCUCAUCAAGAAACAGUGCUGGGCCGCACACGAAGUCCUCCGCAAAACGUGGAUUCCGAAGUGUGCACAGGUGUUCCAGGAGAAGAAGGACAUGUGGCAGUACCUGGUCCCACCCAACGACACCGACUCCACCGAGGUCGUCGAGGAAUUCUUCUCGUCCGUCGCCGCACUCAUGUCCAUCCAGCUCCGCAGCAUGGUGAUCAACUCCCUCGCUGACUUCCUCGAGUUCUUCCAGAUACACCAGGCAGGUAAUGAUUUUGGUGAGGUGUUUGACGAGUUGCAGUACGUGAUGCCCCAGGUGAUGAUCAUCAAGCUAAAAGUGGAGGAUCCGAAGAUCGUCUUCGAGCCGCCGUUCAGAGAGAUCCGCGACAUCAUCCUGCGGUGCUUCUCCGAGAUCAUCGCCAGUGGAGACGGACUCAUGCGGGUUGAAUGUGAGCUGUUUCCUGACAUGAGAGGUCAGCGUUUGUUGCUGCGGUCAGUGAAGCUCCAGGAGUCUCUGGUCACGCAGUAUGUGGACAGUGUGAUGGAGAUCUUCAAAAACAACACGCUCGGACCUCAGAAGUACUUGAACACGUACAAGAAAUAUUCUGAUUUGCUCAACAACAAAGCUGACCAGGAUGUGUCUGCGUUUCUGCGUGAGAAACAUUCCAUCCAGGCAUUCAAGGAGAAAAUAACGUCACUGAAUGACCUGAAGGACGAGAUAGCCCUGCUACGAAUCACAGUUCCUCUCAGCAUGUACUGUCUGGACUGUGCCAGUCUGAACGUGGAACUCUGUCAGCGCACAAACCGACUCAAAGAUCGACUCGUCACCUUUUCCAUGGACGAGAACCGAGAACUCAACAGAGGUAUCUGUAAGAAGUACGACGAGAUGGCUGACCGAGUGAGUGAGAUUCCCGAGACUACUAGUGAACUGGUUGAGAUCCAGGAGUUCCUCAAGACGUCGAUGGAGAUAACUGUGUACAAACUGAUGGAUGAAAUCAAUGAAGCUGCCAACAGACUGAUGUUCCUGCUGGACUAUGCCAUCUUCCCAUGUAUCAAUGGUAUAUUUGAGGACAUCAAGCUGAACAGCACAGUGUUCCACUGGCCAGAGCACAUCCAGACGGUGUUCGACAUGAGUCAGAACCGCAUCAUGAACAAGCGCGAACACAUCGAGGAUGACCUGAGGAAGCGAAUCCUCGCCUUCGAGGACCAGCUCAACAACUACAUGAAGGAGGUGGAGGCCUACAGGAAGAAAGAGUUCCUGAGUGUGGAUGAGAUGAAGUCGAACGUCGACCAGCUGGCCCAGCUGCACAUCAACCUGGAGAAGGCUCGCGAUGACCUCGAGAAGAUCAACGAAGAAGAAACCCUGCUGGAGUGGGAGAUGAGCAGCUUCCCCCAGCUACAGCAGAUGUUCGUCAUGAAGGACCCGUACGAGAAACUCUGGACCACUGCCUACAACUUCCACCUCAAACACGACCAGUGGCUCAACGGUCCAUUUGUAAACCUGAAUGCGGAGGAGAUAGAUUCUGAAGUGAGUGACAUGUGGAGAACGAUGUACAAACUGACCAAGGUGUUCAAUGACCAGCCCGGCCCACGGAGGAUUGCGGACAGCAUCAAGGGCAAGAUUGACAAGUUCAAGGUUCACCUGCCCAUUCUGCACACCAUCUGUAACCCAGGCAUCCGGGAUCGCCACUGGGACUCGAUGAGCGACAUUGUGGGCUUCAACAUCAAACCAGACGAGGAGUCUUCACUGUACCAGAUGUUAGAAUACGGCUUGAACAAGAACCUGCCUCAACUGGAGGAGAUUGGGGCAGCUGCUGCCAAAGAACAUUCUCUUGAGAAAGCUCUCGAGAAGAUGAAGUUUGAAUGGAAGGACCUCGCCUUUGAAAUGAUUCCAUACAGAGACACCGGCGUGGCCAUCCUAUCGUCUGUAGAUGACAUCCAGGUUCUGCUGGAUGACCACAUAGUCAAGGCUCAGACGAUGCGUGGCUCGCCGUUCAUCAAACCCUUCGAGGUCGAGAUGAAGGAGUGGGAAGACAAGCUGCUGCUCAUGCAGGAUAUUCUAGACGAGUGGCUCAAGUGUCAAGCCACGUGGCUGUACCUGGAGCCGAUCUUCAGCUCAGAGGACAUCAUGGCUCAGAUGCCGGAAGAAGGCCGCAAAUUCGGCAUUGUGGACAGCUACUGGCGCGACAUCAUGACCGAAGCUGCCAAGAACACCAACUGCCUGGUGGCCACUGGUCAGCCCAACAUGCUGGGGCGACUGCGCGAGGCCAAUGUCCUGCUGGAGGAGAUUCAGAAAGGACUCAACGCAUACCUCGAGAAGAAGAGGUUGUACUUCCCCAGAUUCUUCUUCCUCUCUAAUGACGAGCUGUUGGAGAUCCUGUCAGAGACCAAAGACCCGCUGCGAGUUCAGCCGCAUCUCAAGAAGUGUUUUGAAGGAAUCGCCAAACUGGAGUUCACGGAAACACAAGAGAUUGUUGGAAUGAUAUCUGCUGAGAACGAAGUGGUGCCCUACUCCACUAAAAUCAUACCAGCCAAGGCUAAGGGUAUGGUAGAGAAGUGGUUACUGCAGGUGGAGGACGUCAUGAUCAGUAGUGUUCGUAAGGUUAUUCUUGACUCAAUCGCCGCGUACACACAGACGCCGCGUAAACGCUGGGUUAUCGAGUGGCCCGGCCAGGUCACGCUGUGCGUCAGUAGUAUAUUCUGGACUCAGGAGGUCGUCGAGGCCAUGAAGACUCCUGAUGGAAUGAAAAAAUACCUAGAGAAAAGCAAUGGACAGAUUGAAGAGAUUGUGGAACUUGUACGCGGUAAACUGGAGGGAGGAGCCAGGAUUACCCUUGGGGCCCUUACUGUAAUUGACGUUCACGCACGUGACACAGUGUUCAGCUUGACGAGAGACAACAUUCGGAGCCCUCACGACUUUGACUGGCUCGCCCAGCUGCGCUACUACUGGGAGGAUGAUGUCAUUGUGCGCAUGAUUACCACAGACAUCAACUACGGCUAUGAAUACCUGGGCAACACGCCGCGCCUGGUGAUAACUCCGCUCACAGACAGGUGUUACAGAACUCUGAUGGGAGCAUUGAAGUUGAACCUGGGAGGGGCACCGGAAGGCCCCGCGGGGACAGGUAAAACAGAAACGUGCAAAGACUUGGCUAAAGCCGUUGCUAAACAGUGUGUGGUCUUCAACUGUUCCGACGGCCUCGACUUCAAGGCCAUGGGAAAGUUCUUCAAGGGUUUGGCCCAGGCAGGAGCGUGGGCGUGUUUUGACGAGUUCAACCGCAUUGAGCUGGAGGUGUUGUCUGUGGUGGCUCAACAGAUUCAGAGUAUCCAGAUUGCGAUCGCAGCCAACCUCAAGAGAUUCAUGUUUGAGGGGACGGAGUUGUCGCUGAAUCCAACCUGCACCAUGUUCAUCACCAUGAACCCAGGAUACGCUGGCAGGCAGGAGCUGCCAGACAACCUAAAGGUGUUGUUCCGUACAGUGGCCAUGAUGGUGCCGGAUUACGGUAUGAUCGGAGAAAUCGUACUCUACUCUGUCGGAUUUGUCGAUGCUAGGAGCUUGUCUAACAAGAUUGUUGCGACGUACCGGCUGUGUUCGGAGCAGCUGUCGUCACAGCACCACUAUGACUACGGCAUGCGUGCCGUCAAGUCGGUGCUGACAGCGGCAGGCAACCUCAAACUGAAGUUCCCAGAAGAGGCUGAAGCCGUGCUGCUGUUGAAAGCCAUCAAUGAUGUCAACCUGCCCAAGUUCCUCUCUCAGGAUGUGCCACUGUUUGGAGGUAUUAUCUCUGAUUUGUUUCCUGGAGUCGACUUACCAAAACCGGAUUACGGCGUCUUUAUGGAGGCUCUCAAAGACAACAUUGCCAAGCGUAAACUGCAGCCAGUUCCGUGGUUCAUAGAAAAAAUUAUUCAGGUUUACGAGAUGAUUCUAGUGCGUCACGGUCUAAUGAUCGUGGGCGAGCCGCUGGGCGGUAAGACGAUGGCCUGGCAGGUGCUGGCGGCGGCGCUCGGAGACCUGUGUGUGUCAGGACAGUACGAGGAGUUCAAGACCAUCUACCGAAUCAUCAACCCCAAGGCUAUCACCAUGGGCCAGCUGUACGGCUGUUUUGACCCCGUGUCUCAUGAAUGGAGUGACGGUGUGCUUGCAAAUACAUUCCGAGAGUACGCCAGCAAUCCAAAUGAAGACAGGAAGUGGAUUUUGUUUGAUGGUCCGGUUGAUGCAGUGUGGAUAGAGAACAUGAACACUGUGCUUGACGACAACAAGAAACUGUGUCUGAUGAGUGGUGAAAUCAUUCAGAUGAGUAACAAGAUGAAUCUGAUCUUCGAGCCUGCCGACCUGGAGCAGGCGUCCCCGGCCACCGUGAGUCGGUGUGGCAUGAUCUACCUGGAGCCGCACCAGCUGGGCUGGCGGCCGUUCAAAGACUCAUACAUGCAGCACGAGCUGCCCACCCAGCUGUCAGCGGAGGACCGAGAGCUGGUGGAGGACCUGUUCGAGUGGCUCGUCGACCCGUGUCUGCGCUUUGUCAACAAGGAGUGCAAGACGUUCAUCAGCACCUCAGACAUGCACCUCAUCCAGUGCCUCAUGAAGAUGUACACCUGUCUGAUGGACGAGAUCAAAGAGACGCUCGCCAUCGUGCUCGAGGAGGGGCAGGAUCCACCGGCGAACAUGUUGACAAACCAACAGAUCACACUGUGGCUUCAAGGUCUGUUUCUUUUCUGUGUGAUCUGGACGAUUGGAGGCACGAUCACCAGCGACAGUCGUAAGAAGUUUGACAAUUUUUUUCGCACGCUCAUCAGUGGCACAGACCAGAACCACCUGAAACCAAAGAGUAUCAAAAUCACCAAGAGUAAUUCAAUCCCGGAGCGUGACACAGUGUUUGACUUCUGUUUUGAGAAGAAAGCCAGUGGUCACUGGGUCACCUGGAUGGACACCAUUGACAAGUCUCUGAUGACCAUCUCGCCACAGGCCAAGGUAUCGGAGUUGAUCAUCCCAACCAAAGUGACAGCUCGACAGAGUUACUUCCUCAGCCUCUAUCUGAGUCACGAGAUGUCCAUGCUCUUCAUUGGGCCGACCGGAACGGGCAAGUCGGCCAUUACUAACAACCACCUUCUCGGACUGCCCAAAGACUUAUACAUUCCCAACUGCAUCAACUUUUCUGCCAGGACAUCGGCCAACCAAACACAGGAUAUUGUCAUGUCCAAACUCGACAGACGUCGUAAAGGCCUGUUUGGUCCGCCGAUGGGUAAGAAGUCUGUGGUGUUUGUGGAUGACCUGAACAUGCCUGCCAAGGAGAAGUACGGAGCCCAGCCACCCAUCGAGCUGCUCCGACAGUGGAUCGACCACGGGCACUGGUACGACAGGAAGGACACCACAAAAGUCUUCCUCGUAGACGUCCUGUUUGUGUCUGCCAUGGGUCCCCCUGGUGGAGGUCGUAAUGACAUCAGUGGGCGGUUUUCCCGCCAUCUGAACAUUGUUUCCAUUGAUGAGUUUGACGAUGACACGAUGACGCGCAUAUUCACCACCAUCACGGACUGGCAUUUCUCAAAAGGCUUUGAGUCGUCAUUUCCAAGAAACGGAAAGCUUCUGGUGGCAGCCACCAUGGGUGUGUACAAAGAGGCAAUCGUGAACUUCCUGCCGACCCCGACAAAGAGUCACUACGUGUUCAACUUGCGUGACUUCUCACGCGUCAUCCGAGGAGUCCUUCUCGUCCCGCCCACACACAUGCUGGAGCCCGAGAAACUGAUGAGACUGUGGAUCCAUGAGGUCUACCGAGUCUUCUACGACCGGCUCACUGAUGAACAGGACAGAGUGACGUUUUGUCGCAUAGUGCGGGAGAUGUGUCAGAACCACUUCAAGCAGAACCUGGACAAGAUCCUGGGUCACCUGUCAAAGAGCGGCACGGUGGAGGAUGAGCACAUCCGCAGUCUCUUCUUCGGCGACUACAUGAACCCCGAAAACAAGGUGUACGACGAGGUGACCGACCUCAAGGAGCUCACCGCCACCAUGGAACACUACCUGGAUGAGUACAACACGAUGAGCAAGGCUCCCAUGCACCUGGUCAUGUUCAAGUUCGCCAUUGAGCACAUCUCGCGAGUCAGCCGCGUUCUGCUGCAGGACAACGGGCACUCCCUGCUGGUCGGUAUUGGUGGGUCUGGGCGACAAAGUGCAGCAAAACUGGCGACUUUCAUGGCCGACUACGAACUGUUUAUGAUAGAAAUUACAAAGAACUACGGAACCAGUGAGUGGCGAGAAGAUCUGAAGAAGCUGUUGGUCAAGGCUGGUACAGAGGGUAAACCGAUCGUGUUCCUGUUCUCAGACAACCAGAUCAAGGAUGAGUCGUUCAUGGAAGACAUCAGUAUGAUCCUCAACACGGGCGACGUGCCCAACAUCUUCCCGUCCGAUGAGAAGGCCGAAAUCAUUGAGAAGAUGCAGGUCGUCGCACGGAACGAGUUUUUUCGGAGAGGUAAGAAAAUGGAUGCCACGCCACUGGCCAUGUACAACUACUUCAUCGACCGUGUCAAACAGAACCUGCACAUUGUGCUGGCCAUGAGUCCCAUCGGAGACUCGUUCCGCAACCGACUGCGAAUGUUCCCCUCACUCAUCAACUGCUGCACCAUAGACUGGUUCCAGGCGUGGCCCGAGGACGCCCUGGAGAUGGUUGCUAACAAGUUUCUUGAAGACGUUGACCUGGAAGACCAGGUGCGCCACGAGACGGUGGUCAUGUGUAAACACUUCCACGAGAGUGUGCGCAAGAUGUCCGAGAGGUACUUCAGUAUGCUGCGUCGCCACAACUACGUGACGCCCACGUCUUACCUCGAACUCAUCCUCACGUUCAAGAGUCUCCUGGGCGUGAAGCGCGACGACAUCCUCAAGAUGAAGAACCGCUACCUCAACGGGCUGGAUAAGCUCGACUUCGCCGCCUCGCAGGUCUCCGUCAUGCAGGAGGAGCUCACCAACCUCCAGCCCGAGCUCAUCAAGACGUCGGCCGAGACUGAGAAACUCAUGAUCAAGAUCGAACAGGACACCGUGGAGGUGGAGGCCAAGAAAGAGGUUGUUGCUGCUGAUGAAGCUAUAGCGAACGAAGCUGCCGCUGUGGCCCAGGCGAUCAAGGACGAAUGUGAGAGUGAGUUGGCCGAGGCAAUCCCUGCGCUGGAGGCGGCCAUCUCAGCCCUGAACACGCUCAAACCCCAGGACAUCACCAUGGUGAAAUCCAUGAAGAGUCCCCCACCCGCCGUGAAGUUGGUGAUGGAGGCGAUCUGCGUGAUGCUCAACGUGAAGUCUGAGAGGAAACCCGACCCGGGUGGCUCAGGCAAGAUGAUAGAGGACUUCUGGACACCGUCGCAGAAGAUUCUCAGUGAUUUCAAGUUCCUCGACAAACUGAAGGCCUACGACAAGGACAACAUCGGGCCACCCAUCAUGAAGAAAAUCAGAGAAAAGUAUGUGACUAACCCGGAGUUUGACCCAACCCUCAUCAAGAAUGCCUCGACUGCUUGUGAAGGUCUGUGUCGGUGGGUACGAGCCAUGGACGUGUAUGAUCGUGUGGCGAAGGUGGUCGCACCCAAAAAGGAGAAGCUGGCCCUGGCUGAGGCCGAGUUGGCCGAACAGAUGGAGAGACUGAACGAGAAGAGAAGUCAGCUGCAGCUUGUGUCUGACAAGCUUCAGGCGCUGAAUGAUGAGUUUGAGGCGAUGAAUGAGAAGAAGAAGGAACUGGAGGAUAACAUCGACUUGUGCUCGAAGAAGCUGGACCGCGCAGAGAAGCUGAUUGGGGGACUGGGGGGUGAGAAGUACCGGUGGACGGAUGCGGCGCGCCUGCUUGGAGAGAAGCUUGUCAACAUCACAGGCGAUGUGUUGCUAUCAUCCGGGGUUGUCGCCUACCUCGGAGCCUUCACCGUCGACUUCAGACAGGACAUCAUGAAGGAGUGGCACCGAAUGUGUAAGGAAAAGGACAUCCCAUGUUCCGAGAUCUUCUCCCUGAACCAGACACUCGGCGAACCCGUCAAGAUUCGAGCCUGGAACAUCGCGGGGCUGCCCGUCGACACCUUUAGUGUGGACAACGGCAUCAUCGUCAGCAAGUCACGGCGCUGGCCACUUAUGAUAGAUCCACAAGGUCAAGCAAACAAAUGGAUAAAGACUUUGGAGAAGGAGAACAAACUGGAGAUCAUCAAGCUGACAGGCGCCAACUACAUGCGGAGUAUGGAGAACGCCAUCCAGUUCGGCUCCCCCAUCCUGCUGGAGAACGUCGGGGAGGAGCUCGACCCCAUCCUGGAGCCCAUCCUCCAGAAACAGACCUUCAAGCAGCAGGGCGUUGAUUACAUCCGCCUCGGGGACAACGUCAUAGAGUAUAGCCAGGACUUCAAGCUGUACAUCACCACGCGGCUACGCAACCCACACUACCUCCCGGAGGUGUCCGUCAAAGUGUGUCUGCUGAACUUCAUGAUCACCCCCCAGGGUCUGGAGGACCAGCUGCUGGGGAUCGUGGCCGCGAAGGAGAAACCCGAACUGGAGGAGAAGAAGAAUGAGCUGAUCAUAGAAAGCGCAGACAACAAGAAACAACUCAAGGAAAUCGAGGAUAAAAUCCUUGAAGUUCUCUCAUCAUCAACGGGUAACAUCCUGGAGGACGAGAGUGCCAUCAAGAUCUUGUCCUCGUCCAAGGUUCUGUCGGAGGAGAUUUCGGCCAAACAGGAAAUUGCUGCAGCGACGGAGAUUGAGAUUGACGAGACGAGGAACGGAUACAAGCCGGUGGCUGUGCAUUCCUCCAUUCUCUUCUUCUGUAUCUCUGACCUUGCCAACAUAGAGCCCAUGUACCAGUACUCACUCAACUGGUUCAUCAAUCUCUACCUGCAGUCGAUCAUCAACAGCACCCCGUCUGAAGACCUGGAGGAGCGCAUCUUCAACCUCAAUGACCACUUCACCAACAGCAUCUACCGCAACGUGUGCCGCUCGCUGUUUGAGAAGGACAAGCUACUCUUCUCCUUCAUCCUGUGUGUCGGCAUCAUGAAGGGACAGGGGAGGAUCGAGGAAGCCAUCUGGCGAUUCUUGUUGACAGGAGGUGUGGCUCUUGAAAACCCGUUUCCAAACCCCGCCCCCGAGUGGCUGUCAGACAAGUCGUGGUCGGAGAUUGUGAGGAUAUCAGAUAUUUCGUCCCUGAGUCAGUUCAAGACUCACUUCCAAGAACAUGUGGAUGAAUGGAAGAAGUUCUAUGAUUCAUCGUCACCCCACGAAUUCCCUCUUCCCGCUCCAUUUAAUAAUAUGGGUGGUCUUAAGAGAAUGGCCAUACUGCGGACUCUGCGACCCGACAAGGUGGUGCCGGCCACACAAGACUUCAUUGUCGACAACCUCGGCCAGUCGUUUAUUGAACCUCCAACCUUUGACCUUCCUGGAUCAUUUGCUGACUCGAACUGUUGUGCACCUCUCAUCUUCGUGCUGUCUCCAGGAGCAGAUCCCAUGGUGGCCUUGCUCAAGUUUGGUCAGGACAAUGGGUACAGUGGUGACAGAAUUCAGACCAUCUCCCUCGGACAGGGACAGGGACCUAUAGCAGCAAAGAUGAUCGACACUGCUAUAGCAAAUGGCACCUGGGUUGUCCUGCAGAACUGUCACUUGGCCACAAGCUGGAUGCCAAAACUUGAAAAGAUAUGUGAGGAGAGUAUUAUUCCAGAAAACACACACAAGAACUUCCGACUUUGGUUGACGAGUUACCCUUCCGAUCAGUUCCCGGUCUCCAUUCUACAAAAUGGUGUCAAGAUGACGAACGAGCCCCCAAAAGGAAUGAGAGCCAAUCUGCUGAGGUCUUACUUGAAUGACCCCAUUUCUGAUCCAGCUUUCUUUAAUGGCUGCAACAAGCCAUUGAAAUGGCACAAUAUGCUGCUAGGCUUGUGUUUCUUCCACGCGAUGGUACAGGAGAGAAGGAAGUUUGGACCAUUGGGCUGGAACAUCCCAUACGAGUUCAACGAGUCCGAUCUAAGGAUCAGCAUGAGACAGAUGCUUAUGUUCCUCAAUGACUAUGAAGAGCUCCCCCUACCGGCGCUGACCUACCUGACGGGCGAGUGCAACUAUGGUGGGCGUGUCACUGACGACAAGGACAGACGACUCCUCCUGUCUCUGCUCUCUAUCUUCUACACAGAGAAGAUCAUCUCAGAGGAGAAAUACGAAUUCUCUCCCAGUGGGAUCUACUGCUGUCCAAAGGCAGAAACGUAUGACGAAUUCGUAGAAUACAUCCGGUCUCUGCCACUACUUCCCAACCCAGAGGUGUUUGGACUGCACGAGAAUGCAGACAUCACCAAGGACAACCAGGAAACCAACCAGCUGUUUGAGAGUAUUCUGCUGUGUUUACCCCGUCAGUCGGGAGGAGAAGGCAAGUCUUCAGGUGACAUCCUGCAGGACUUGGCUACAGACAUCCUGUCUAAACUACCGGCCAACUUUGACCUGGAAUAUGUGACAAACAAAUUCCCCGUGCUGUAUGAUGAGUCUAUGAACACCGUGUUGCGCCAGGAACUGAUCCGCUUCAACCGACUGACAGCCGUUGUGCGCACGUCCCUGCAGGACUUACAGAAAGCCAUCAAGGGUCUGGUGGUGAUGUCAUCCGACCUAGAGGAGGUGUUCAACUCCAUGCUCAUUGGCAAGGUGCCGGGCGUCUGGGCGUCCAAGUCGUAUCCAUCACUGAAACCACUCGGUGGAUACAUCACUGACCUGUUAGCAAGGCUGCACUUCUUCGAGGACUGGAUAGAAAACGGAGCACCUGCCACGUUCUGGCUGUCUGGUUUCUACUUCACACAGUCUUUUCUCACAGGUGUGUCCCAGAACUAUGCCAGGAAGUACUGUAUUCCCAUUGAUUUGGUUGGCUUCGAGUUCGAGAUUACCAGCGAGGAGAAAAAAAUGUCUGAGAAAGCGGAGGAUGGUGCUUUUGUUUACGGUCUGUUUUUGGAAGGAGCGCGGUGGGACCGAGUCAAAGGCUGUAUUGGAGAAUCUCUACCCAAGAUUCUGUUCGACACCAUUCCGGUUAUCCAGCUGAAGCCGAAUGAGAUGUCAAAGUUCACGAAGCGGCCAAUCUAUGUGUGCCCAGUUUACAAGACGAGUGCAAGACGUGGUGUUCUGUCGACAACGGGCCACUCGACCAACUUCGUACUCUACAUCGACAUUCCAUCGGACAUGCCAGAGAGUCACUGGGUCAACCGCGGAGUUGCAGCCCUUUGUCAGCUGGAUGACUAGCUGUGGAGUUACCUCCCUCCAUUGUGGCUGGUUGUGACAAAUUAGGACAGUUGACGUGCUGGUGUCGAGUUGACACGUGUUGGAGUAACUGUUGAUGUGAUUGUUGAGAAGGAAACGUUUCGAGCAGUGGUUUAUUAUUUGGCAUCACUUUUAAAGACCUGGCGAAUGAACUUCUAGAUGUUAUAAUUACUGACACAGAUUUUCUUGUUUGUAUUAAUGACAGGUCUUUCAGAUGCACAUCCAGUUAUGUAUAUUUAUUGAGAGAAUUGCUUAGUGAUAAUUGGGUGGAAUGGUAUUAAAUACUAACAUAUGAAAAUAUUCAAUGUUUAAACAACUUGAAACUUUUCCCUGUGGGUAAGAAAGAAGGGAACAUAACUCCUUGUGUCAAAAAUAUACAAAAAUUAUGUAUGAAUACAUGUGUUGUGAAAUUUAAAAAAACUCAAAUAAUUAUAGUUAAAUUUUAAAAUUAAUAUUUCUACUAGACAUUACCGUAAUUGAAAAUUCAAAUGAAAGGCUCCAUAUUAAUUGCAGGAAGAGGAAGCACAGAUGGGAGGGGUAAAAAAAAACACUUUAAAAUUCCGGCAUUAGGUAGCUUUUGCAAACAACCGAUUUUAUUUUUAAAAAGUGUAGCUGCUAAAGAAUUAAAAAACUCUUUUUAUUUUCAUUCUCGUUAGCAGGAAUUGUGUUGAAAUAAGUGUUAAUGUAGCAUGAGUUUAAAUCAUUGGACAGUUUUACAAAAUACACAAAUAUCAACUUAGGCAUUUUACCACUGUAUAUCGGUGUACAGUAUUAUCGGCAUGCCUUUUCAACGUGCGAUCCCAUGCACUUUCAUUUGUUGUGGUGGGGUUUUUUGGGGGUGGGGUUUGGGGGUGUUAGUAAAUGCUUUGGAACAUUUUCCAGCGUCUUAGGGAAAGCCUUUAACCAUUUUACCAUAUCUUUAAGGCAGAGGAUUCAGUGUGUAAAUUAUAGAAAGGAACGGUGUCUACAAAGUAGAAUAGAACUGUCAAAAUAAGGAAUUUGUGUUUAACAAGUGUGGUUGGAAGGAAUUUGUGUUAACAAGUGUGGGUUUUUUUUUUAUAUAUUCAGUUCUAAUUUGAUUUAGUAGUGGCAUACUUUGAAAACUAAUAUGAUCCUAUAAUGUAUUAUUGUAGUUUGAGCAUGAUGUCAUAGCCAUACAAUGUGGCUGCCUGGGUGAAUGGGUUAUGAGCCAAGACACCUGCUGCAGUUGUCAUGUGGGGCCAUUUCUAUUAGAUUACUGGUUACCAACAAGGUGUCUUUUAUAUACAGUUCUCCACAAACAGAACAACACAUGCUACAGGAUUUUAUAUCCCAGUAUGCAGUUGGGAAUAACCCGGCAGAUUCACACAGAGAAUUGGCAUAGCCAGGAUUUUAAUGGGGGCUGGGAGAGGGGACCUCAUCAUGUGUCAUGUUAUAGGAUACAGGGAAAUAUUGAAGGUGGUGGGGGGGGUGGAAGAGGUGUGAUUUGGGGUGAGGCCAUGGCCCACACUUUGGCUACUCCAGUGCAACAGAGAUCCAUUGUAUGACCUACUAAACUUCAAGAAAACAUUUUAACCACUUGCCUGCAUUCCUGCUCUAUCAAAACAAAUAGAAAUGUAAAUACUGUAAUGAGCUCCAUGUGCUAAUCCUAAUCGUUCAUUAUUUUUGUGAAUAUAUUUAUUUUUAUUUUUAAUAUUGGGAAUGGAAUCCACAGUACCUAAUAUUUUGAUUCUGUUUUAUAAUAUAUACUGGAACAUUUUAUGGAAUAUUAUACAUUAUUGGUUACAAGUAAAAGUGUUCCAAACUGUUCUCUCAGAACUACCUUUCAGUUUUAGAUGAAUGUUUUAAUGUUGUCUGUGAUAUGUAGAUAGAAUAUUAACAAAAAUAUUAAGUUUCAUCUAGUAAUAUAUAUUAUAUACAAAUAUACUUGAGCAUAAAUAAAUCUCCCACAACUGCUGAAACUCAAAACCUCUAUACAGGCCACUUAUGGAGCUGCACAUUUUUGCUUUCAACAGGUGGCCUAUCUAUAGAGGUAACAAAUACCAUUGUUUAUAUAAUUGAUAUACCAGCACGGAGGAUUGUUUUAGACAGGUGGUUGUUAUAGAAGAUUUGUUUAACAGCUAGUUCAAUUGUACAGUUUACUUAUUGUUUUUAAUAUUCUUUGCCUAAUUAUUAUUCAUAUACAAAUAAUUUAUUAUAGAUUAUAGCUGCUGCAGAUUAUAUGCAAAUACAUACUGAGAGAUGAAUAUUCAGAAGAUAAUUAUUUAUUUUAGAUAUGUUUACAUCUUCAAUGCUGACAAAACAAAGACGUGUGUGUGGCUUAACACAAUGUUUAUUGUAAAGUGUUUAAUAUACAUGACGUUUUAGAAAAGUUGCACAUGACUGAAGAAUCAGUAAAUUAUGUUUGUAUAAUGUUUGCUAAAUGUAUGUUAUGUCCAUGUACCAUUAAUACAUGUACCAUUAAUCAGCUGAAAUGUCACGAGCUAGCAGUAGCUGAUACUGUUGACAGUUCCAUCCACAAACUAUUUUGCUGUGUUGGUUGUUUACAGCUGUUAGCAAAGUGUGAGACACAAUAUUUUUCAUAUAUAUAUUUGGAAAGAUUUUUUACUCUAAAACACUGCUGGUUUUACUUCUUGGCAUUUUGUAUAAAUUUACACACUAUUUAUUUUGAUGUUAUUAUCCAUUUGAAAUGUAUAACAUGAUAUGUAAAAUUUAUACUGUAUAUAUGUCUUUUAAACUGACAUUUCACAGAGUGUGUUGUUACUUGUGUGUGUAUUUUGGUAUGCAUUCAUUUAAUAUUACUUUAAAUUAGUGUAUAGCUUGUUGCCUAUGUCACAAACAUUAUUAAUAAUAUUUUAUUGUUCUUGUGGGGUAUACAACUAGUAACAGUUCUUAUUGCUACAAUUUGAAAAACUGCUUGGUGUGUGUUUUAACAUAGACUUGUUAUUUGUGUACAGUGAAUUAUGAAAAUGUAAAUAUAACUAAGGUAUUUAUUGGACCAAACUUAGUCAUCACAGGGUUGAACGUUUGUGGGUAAUAUGUUAUAGGGUCCAUUGUUUUUUGUUUUUCACUCUUAACUGAUUGUUACUGUAGUGUUUUACAAAACAUGACCAAGAAUUUCUGGUAUUCUUUGUGUAGUCAUUGUUAGGAGUCUUAAUAUUGUUUUAUUUCAAUUCAUUAAAAACAAAUAACAUUAAGUGUUUCUAAUAAUAUAAUAUAUUUUGUAAUGUGCAAAAAAAAAGCCAAAACCAUUUUCUGUAUUCCUGCUGCUUCUUUUUUAAAAGUAUCCACUUAGUAAACUUGUGGUAUAUGCUGUCCUGUCUUUGGCAAAGGUAUUUUGGUCACAUAAGCACUAUUCUGCUUAUUAAUGAGUAGUGCCACUCACAUAAGCACUAUUAUGCUUAUUAGUAGUUCAGCUCACAUAAGCACUAUUGUGCUUAUUAGUGAGUAGUUCAGCUCACAUAAGCACUGAUGUGCUUAUUAGUGAGUAGUUCUGCUCACAUUAACACCGUUUUGCUUAUGAGUGAGGGAUUCUGCUCACAUAAGCAAAAUAGUUCCAGAGGACAGUAGCUACCACAAAUCUAUUACAAGGUUCUUACAGUCUAUUGCAUUUUCAGUUGGUCUCAACCACCAGUAUUGUUUGCUUUUUCUUGUCUUGGUUUAUAGUUUGAUUAAACUGGUGUCUUAGCUUUGAGUGAGAUUGAUUUACACACCAAGUUUGUUUCUCCACCCACCCAUCAUGUUUCAUUAGUCAUUUGUUAUAUUCCCCCACCCCCAAAAGCUGCUGAUGUUUAGGUUUUGUUAUAAAUCAAAAUAUAUAAUUGCAGAAUCUGUGAUAAAGUGUGCUAACAGCUUGUGUUUUUUUUCCCAGAAAAUAUUAAAUGUUAACCCAUG